AUGUUCAAUUCACCAAUAUUAUCUCGUAACAAUAAACAACAAUCAUCGAUUAAUAUGAUGACUACAAAACAUAUUAUUGAUGAAAAAUCAAAAACAAUAGAACAAUUAAAAAUUAUUAUUGAUGAAUUAAAAUUACGACAUGAAAGAAAAGAACGUGAAUUACUUAAACGUAUUGGAAUAUUAUAUAAUGAUUUACAACAAAAUAAAAAGAAAAUGGCUCAUCUUAUUUAUAAACAUCAACAACAGAAAAAGACUAAUAAUGAUGUAAAAUCCUUACAAGAUUUUUCAAGUCAAACAGAUGAAAAUAAUUUAUCAUUAAUAUGUCCACAUUGUUCAAAUCAAUUAUUUGAUGCAUCUCAAUGCAAUGAUGAAAAUAUUACUCAACUUCUUAGUCAAUUAAAAUUAUAUUCACAAAAUAAAAUUCAAGAACAGCAACCAAAAUAUUAUACAUUACAACCAGAAGAAGAUAUUGAAUAUAUAUCUGCAACUCCUCAACCAAAUUUAAAUCAGUCAUUAUCAUCACCUGCUCUAUCGACAACCGAUCGAUCAUCAACAAGAUCAUCUUAUUCUCAUCAUCAUUGUUCAAUAUCAACAACAAAACAUAAUGAAAGUAGUUCAAGUGCAUAUAAUACAGCUGAAAGUUUACCAAGUAGUACAUAUUCUGAUGAAAUUGAAUCACUUGAACGUGUUUUAAAUGCUGCUUCUACAAUGUAUACAACACAUGAUAAUCUUCAACAUACAAUUAAAUUACAAGAAGAAUUAUUUCGACAACAUUUACGUUUACGUGGUAUUACGAUUGAUGAAGAUCAUAAUGAAGAUAAUGAAUCAUCAUCAAGUGAACAUUUAUAUGAUAAUAUUGAUGAUGAAACAAGUGAUAUAGAAAAACAAUCAACAGUAUAUAAAAAUCGUUUAAUACAAUAUCGUCAAAAAAAAUCAAAACAAAAUAUGACUUUUAGUACAGAUGAUGAUGAACAACAAGAAAAAAUUAAAAUAUUAAAACAAACUAAAGUACGAUUUAUUGAUCAAUAUCAUCCAAUUGGUAAACGUAAAAAUUUGAAAUCAACAUCAAGAACAAAUCUUGUUAGACCAACUAAUACUAAACGAUAUCAUUCAAAUACUACUCAUAAAAAUUUACCAUUACCAUUAUCAUCAAAUAUGUUAACUGUAACUAUUACUUAA
Messenger RNA from Rotaria sp. Silwood1, 1179 nucleotides. The record is from the annotation of a GenBank genome assembly. Lineage: Eukaryota; Metazoa; Rotifera; Eurotatoria; Philodinida; Philodinidae.